UUGUCUUCUCUCUCCCUCCCUCUCUCUCUCAAUCCAAAUACCAAAAUGAUGAAGCAAGCGUGAAUGGAGUUGGACGAACGUGUUUCAAGUCCCACGCACAAUACAACUCGUCGGUGAAGCCCAAAACAUAAGCUUGCAUAUCUCGUCAGCUUCUCGAUCCCACCGUUUCUCCGGCCAACUACCGGCCACAUUGUCACUGGACCCUCACUUUCCCCGUUUUGCAACUUCCUCCCGUCUGUGCAUAUUUUCUUUCUGGCUCUCUGAAUUCCUCCAAUUUUUAGCUUUUUGUCGAUGCUUCCCUUUCGAUCUCCUCAUUCUUGAAUCUCCCGCUUCUUCCGCCCUGUCCUAUCUCAAUCUAUCAGCUUUUCUUUAUGGAUUUGUAGCCAAAUAAGCUGUUGUCUUCAUUGCCUCCGUACCGCUUUUAGCAUCCGUCUACUUCUGACAGUCAUGAUCUGUAUUUUGCUGUUCGGGAUCCUGAAAAGAAUUCUACUUGGGGGGGCUUUCUUAAAGAUUGGGAUUUCGUUUCACUCUUGAGUUCUGUUGAUUCUUGUAUGAGAGCUCUGCUUCGAUUGGUGAAAUUUUGACCCUUCGGGUGUGCAAUAGUGAUUUCACUACUUUGGCGUCAGUUGCUGGGAACACUGGCGUUUUGAGGUGCGGAUGAAUGGACUUGGUUAUUCAUGCUAUGUGACUGCCAUUUUUCAACUUUGAGCUUCCGGAUUUUCUUGUUCGUGUUCCCUUCUUUCUUUCUCUGCCCGCUUGUGUCGCUUGAUAGCUCGGGCUCUGAUAUUGAGGCUCGAGAUUGAAGUCGACUGUGCAAGACAUAUUAAUAAACUCCGAUAUAAGUCGGUCAAGUUGCUUUCUGGCUGUUGAAAUGAAGAUUCAGGACAGUAAAUUUCACAAUAAUGAAAAGCCGUUUCCGGGAUGCUUGGGAAGAAUGGUAAACCUCUUUGAUUUGACUGCCGGUGUGACCGGAAACAGGCUGCUUACUGAUAAGCCACAUCUUGAUGCUUUUCCACUUUCAAGGAGUCAAUCAGAUGUUGCGAGGAUUGCAAGACCUCCUUUUGGUGAUCAGCUGGAGGAUAAAAUGAUUGUUUCUGAUUUGAGGAGAUCGUCAUCAAAGAACAAAAUAAAUGGAACGCCUAUCAAGAUGCUAAUAGACCAAGAAAUGUCAAAAGAAGUUGAUUCCAGGCACAGCCCACCGAAUGUAGUUGCCAAGUUAAUGGGACUUGAAUCCCUCCCAUGGGAGGAGCCCAAUCUAGCCAUGCCAAGAGGCCAUAAAAAAGAUUAUUCUCAACAUAUAUGUGGUCAUUCAGGGAUGCCAUUCAAACACUGGCAGCUAGAAGAUAGAUUAAUGGACAAGGAAAUGCUGAGUGAAGUUCGUGAGAGCCCAGAAAAGAUUGAAUGCAAAGAUAUUUAUGAGUUAUGGAGGCAACCUCAGAGGACAGCAAAUGUUAGAGACAAGACGGCAGAGAAAGGAAUGUGGACUGAAGAUGUUAAUGAGAAAAAAAUGGCUCUCAUUCGCCAGAAAUUUAUGGAAGCAAAACGUCUGUCUACAGACGAGAGAUUACGACAGUCAAAAGAAUUUGAAGAUGCCUUGGAAGUUUUAAGCUCUAAUAAAGAUCUGUUCCUCAGAUUUUUGGAUUCUCAAAAUCUUUAUGAGCUCCAGUCCACUCCACAACCACAACCUGCAACUAGGCGUAUCACCGUGCUCAAACCUUCAAAGAUGCUUGAUGAUGACGUUUCUGCUGUGAAGGAAAGGAAGAAUGAUAAACAGAACAAAAAACCAGCAAAUGUUGGUCAAGCAGCAGUAUGGAACAUGAACCAUGGAUAUUCUUCGCCCCCCCAGAAAGUUGAUGAUUAUCAAGUUCAACAUACUAGAAUUGUGGUAUUGAAGCCUAGUUCUGGUAAGACCAAUGAGCUUAAGGCUGUGGCUUCUCCAACUUGUCCAUCACCUCGAAGUUUGCAAAGUGGAAAUUUCCAUCCUGAAUAUGAUGUACGGGAAUCAAGGAAAAUAGCAAAAGAGAUCUCAUGCCAAGUGCAUAGAGAUCCAGUAGGCCAUCAAAGGGAUGAAGCUUUGCAUUCUUCUGUCUGUUCCAAUGGCUACACAGGUGAUGAGAGUUCAUUCAACAGAUCAGAAAAUGAUUAUGCUGCUGGAAAUUUUAGUGAAUUGGAGAUUAUGUCACCAUCUCCAAGGCACUCAUGGGACUAUGUUAACCGCUAUAAUGGUCCUUAUUCACCAUCAUCCUUCAGCCGUGCAUCCUAUUCUCCUGAGUCAUCAGUUUGCAGAGAGGCAAAGAAACGACUUUCUGAAAGAUGGGCCAUGAUAGCAUCAAAUAAAGGGCCUCAAGAACAACGGCAUUUGCGCAAGAGCUCUUCCUUGGGUGAGAUGCUCGCUCUUUCAGAUGCAAAAAAAUCUGUUUCAACAGAGGUUGAGGAUGGCAAUAAAGAACAAAAACCAAGGGAAUGCAGUAAUAAUAGCAAUGAAGAAAUACAGGUGACUGAUUCUCCUAAAAAUCUUGCAAGGUCAAAAUCUGUCCCCGCAUCUUCUUCUACUAUCUAUGAUUCUGGGCUUGGUGUUGGAGUCAGCGAGCACAAGGCUGGCAAAGUACAUGACUCGAAGGAUCUGACAAAGCCAAAAAGCAUGAAAUCAUUUAAAGGGAGAGUUACAAGUUUGUUCUUUUCAAGGAAUAAGAAAGCAACUAAGGAAAAAUCUAGUCUAUUGCAGUCUAAAAAUGAACCCCAAUCUACUAUCAGUGAAACAUCAGUAUCUCUAGCAAAUUCUCCUGGAAUUAUUAGGGAUAACACACCUCAAAGCAUCAGCACUGGUGGAUUUGGAGAGCGUCCUCUUCCUACUCAAUAUGAAUUAUCAGGCAAAACUUUAACUGAUUCACAUUCCAAGGGACAAGGCAUGACAUCUUUAGAGCGUGGAUUGACUGGGUCACAGCCCAUCAUGCCUGGGAUAUCAAGUGAAAACCAGGACCAACCAAGUCCAAUCUCAGUUUUAGAGCCCCUGUUUAGAGAUGAUCAUGCAGCUCAGGAAUCAUUGGAUUCUAUAAAGGCCGGCCACAUGGGAACAGGGGUGCCUCUGAAUUCUAAUUUAAUUGACAAAUCACCACCUAUAGAAUCAAUUUCUCGGACCCUGUCAUGGGAAGAUUCUUGUGCAGAGGUUGCUACUCGGUAUCCUCUGAAGUCCUUGACAGUUUCCAUAGACCCAAAGGUAGAGGAGCAAGACUGGCUUGUCUCUGUACAGAAAUUACUAUUGGCUGCUGGACUUGAUGAUCAAGUGCAGUCAGACUCGUUUCACUCUAGGUGGCAUUCCCUUGAUAGUCCAUUGGAUCCAUCAUUAAGAGACAAGUAUGCCAACAGCGAAAAGGAGCCUCUCCAUGAGGCCAAACGAAGACACAGGAGAUCAAAUCAGAAGCUUGUAUUUGACUGUGUCAAUGAUGCACUAAAGGAGAUUACUGGUUAUGAAUCAGAAAUAUACUCAAUGGGCAGAAUGUGCAGUAGGACCCAUGGCAGUGCCCCAGAAGGUACAUCUCCCCUACUAGUGGACCUGAUAGUGACCCAAAUAAAGGAAUUAAUAUCUAGUGAGGUGCAUUGUGUUUGGGGAGAUUGUGGGGACGGCAACAGCCUGGUGGUAGAGAGGUUUGUCAGGAAAGAGGUUGUGGGAAAAGGGUGGAUUGAACUGCUGGGACUGGAGACGGCUAAUCUAGGGAAGGAGAUAGAAGGGAAAUUGCUUGAGGAGCUUGUGGAGGAGGCUGUGGUGGAUUUGACUGGUAGGACCCAAUGAGGUUUCUCUAUGUCUUAUUUUUGUUUUCUAUUGUAACUAUAAAUUGUGUAAUUCAUAAUUAGCACACGUUGGUACUCACCAAAUUUAUUAAACGCUACGAAAUUGUUUGAAAUGGUUUUUUAUUUGAUCAAUGUGACUCUGUAACUUAAAUGGUUGUGGAUGCCAAUACCGCCUUGUAAUUGUUUUUAUGCCAAAAUAAUUCAGUGUUACAUUUGGGAUAAAA
This is a messenger RNA of Neltuma alba, 4013 nucleotides long. RefSeq lists its product as uncharacterized. The coding region runs from base 872 to 3790 and encodes 972 amino acids. The record is from RefSeq and is a predicted model, not a curated record. NCBI's taxonomy places the organism in Eukaryota, Viridiplantae, Streptophyta, Magnoliopsida, Fabales, Fabaceae. The transcript has 6 exons.